UUCUGUUGAUUCUAGACGCCCAGAAAGGCGCCCCCCCCAACAGAAUUCAGAGAGAAAAUUUUGUUGGAGCUAUAGGCUGUUGUCAACCUAUGUCACUAAGAUGCGCUAUUUAUUGGAACUGAAAGAAGAUGAUGAUGCAUGUCAGAGAGCCCAGCAGACAGGAGCAUUUUACCUCUUUCACAACCUCGCUCCUUUGCUUCAGAAAUCUGAACACAAAUACCAGGUGCCGCGCCAUAGCCUCGUGGAGUUGAAAAGCCUCUUAAGUAAGUUUGGACAGGAUGCACAGAGAAUAGAAGAUUCUGUAUUGAUUGGAUGCUCCGAACAGCAUGAAGCAUGGUUUGCUCUGGAUCUAGUUCUAAACAGCUCCUCUUCCUUAAAUGCUUCCUUGCAGAAAUCUGAAAUGGAGACUGAGCUACAGGGCUCCUUCACAGACCUGAGAAAGGCUCUCUUUCAGCUGAACGUGAAGGAUGCCUCCUUGCUAUCCACGGCUCAGGCCCUUCUGCGUUGGCAUGAUGCUCAUCAGUUCUGCAGCAGAAGUGGGCAUCCCACCAAGAAGAACAUGGCAGGCAGCAAACGUGCAUGCCCUUCCAGCAACAUCAUCUAUUACCCACAGAUGGCUCCGGUGGUGAUCACGCUGCUGUCAGAUGGGACCCGAUGCCUGCUUGCCCGCCAGAGUUCCUUCCCCAAGGGAAUGUAUUCUGCCUUGGCAGGCUUCUGUGAUAUGGGUGAAAGUGUGGAGGAGACGGUGCGGCGGGAAGUGGCAGAGGAAGUGGGACUGGAGGUGGAGAGACUGCGCUACACUGCCUCCCAGCACUGGCCCUUUCCCAACAGCUCCCUGAUGAUCGGCUGCCAUGCAACUGUGAGGCCCGGGCACACAGAGAUCCGGGUGAACUCGAGGGAACUAGAGGCAGCUGCCUGGUUCAGUCAUGAAGAAGUGGCCGCAGCUCUAAGGAGAAACAACCGAACUACUCAGCAACAGAGUGGGGGGUUAUCAUUCUGGCUGCCCCCCAAGUUAGCCAUCGCCCACCAUUUGAUUAAGGAGUGGGUGGAAAAUACAGUGUGUUUGCCUGCUUAGCUCAGAUUAAGCUGCACAGCUUCUGCCUCAAUACCCCAGAGGGGCCAAAGCCAUAGUACAGUGGGGAGAGCGCUUGCCUUGACCCCAGUUCAAUCCCCAGCAUCCCAUGUGGUCCUCUGAGCAAUGCCAGGAAUAAUUCUUGAGUGCAGAGCCACAGCCAGGAAUAACCCCUGAGCAUCAACAAAUACCCCUCUUCACUCCCCCCACCCCCCACCACCAAAAAUAAAUAAAUCCCAGAGAGGUGCACCUGAGAUCAGCUGAUCCAGUGAAGGCAAGGAGGGCGAAUCCUACCCCAAACUCCUCCAAGGCAGAGCAAGUGAGGGUGAGACACCUCUACCAGGGUUCAUGGAAGAAGCUCCCAUCAGGCAAUCAAAAUGCCAUGCAAAGUUGCAGAGAUGACAACUGUCAAAAUCAGACGAAAGCCUGAAUCAUUCGUUGGAUAUAAAUAUAGGCCCUUGUUACCCACCCUCUCCUGGGGCCUUUGAAUCUUUCUGAAACCUGACUCAUUGGUGGUGGGUGCACACUUGUACCCAGUAGGAUUGACUAUAUAUAUAACUUAGUAUUAAGAAUAUACAGCACAUUGCAACCCAUUACUGAGUUACUUUUUCUUGUCACAGAAUUUAAAAAUAGUACUUCAUAUUUAAAAAUUCAACACUCAGGUACCAGGUACCAGGCAGUUACAUAAGACAGAUUCUGAGUCAUCUGAAGGGAUGAGCAGAGUCUUCUUCCUCAGACGAGUAUUAAAAUAAGGUGCAGUGGUCCGCUAAGGUGGUUGCAUCUCCCACUGGUCAUUUUUUACCCAUCACUUGUUGAUUUUGUGGCCCAGAGGAAAAAAAACGCCAAUUUUCCUACAUGUAUAACAGUUGCUGCCAUUUGCACACUCAAGUGUUGUGACCAGCUUAGGGGUCGUGAAGAUGGAACCCUUUCUUGAGGUUUAUGGGAUAAUCUAAAACUAGGAUUUCUACGUGCCAUUCAUUAUUUAUU
Sorex araneus (European shrew) is the source of this 2059-nucleotide messenger RNA. RefSeq names its product nudix hydrolase 13 (gene NUDT13). The coding region runs from base 101 to 1075 and encodes 324 amino acids. The record is from RefSeq and is a predicted model, not a curated record. The transcript has 9 exons. Gene Ontology annotation, molecular function: metal ion binding; hydrolase activity. Lineage: Eukaryota; Metazoa; Chordata; Mammalia; Eulipotyphla; Soricidae.